This is a messenger RNA of Coffea eugenioides, 2024 nucleotides long. RefSeq names its product transcription factor GTE8-like. The transcript has 2 exons. The coding region runs from base 90 to 1943 and encodes 617 amino acids. NCBI's taxonomy places the organism in Eukaryota, Viridiplantae, Streptophyta, Magnoliopsida, Gentianales, Rubiaceae. Gene Ontology annotation, molecular function: protein binding. The record is from RefSeq and is a predicted model, not a curated record.
UUUACUGUUCCUUCACUAUCUUUCUUCACUACCUCCUCGCCCCGCAAAUUCGAGCAAUUCCAGCGAUUCGUUCUUCAAAGUUCUUUAACAUGGCUGUUACAGAGACUACAGUCAAGAACGACUCGGAGGUUAGAGUGCCGCCGAAUUUAGAUAGAAAAUCAUGUGAAUCGGGGUCACGUGCCAAACUCUUGGUCUCGAAUGGCUGUAACAAGCGUAAAGCUGAAUUUGUGCUAGAUGGUGAAAGGGAGAAAAGGAAGAGAUUGGACCCUGUCGUGAAGCAGCAGUGUCGAACUAUUCUGGAAACGUUGAUUACUCAUCCUACUGGAUGGAUUUUUAGGACUCCGGUGGACCCUGUUGCAUUGAAUAUUCCUGAUUACUUUUCCAUAAUCUUGCAUCCGAUGGAUUUGGGGACAAUAAAGUCGAAGUUGGCUGGUAAUAGAUACUUCAGUGCUGAAGAGUUUGCAUCUGAUGUCAAGCUGACCUUCUCAAAUGCCAUGCUGUAUAAUCCUCCUGAUAAUCCAGUUCAUCGCAUGGCAAAGGAACUAGAGUGCGUUUUCAUAAGAAGAUGGAAGCUUCUGGAAGCUAAAUGGAAACGUGAGACAGCAUGUGCUCAGCAGGACACUUUUUCAAGUAAGAGUGAAAAGACUGCUCAAAAUACUAUGAGGGCUUUUGAUAAGAAGUCACUGGAGCAGAUUUCAAGUGGCCUUGAAAAUAAUGCUCAAAAUAGAGCAAAGCCUUCCUAUAAGGAGCCACAGGGGCUGAUUUCAAAUGGAAUUGAAAAGAAGGCUCAAGAUACUAGAAAGGCUUUCUGUAAGAAUUCACAGGGCGUCGUUUCAAAUGAAAGUGAAAAGAAUGCUCAAGAUACUAAAAAGGCUUUCUGUAAGAAUUCACAGGGCCUGAUUUCAGGUAAAUUUGAAAAGAAUGCUCAGUGUAAGAAAUCAGAUACGGGCUUGGUCGCAAAGAGGUCAAUGUUAUUGGAGGAAAGGCAGAAGCUUAAGAAAGAUCUCAUAGAAAUGUUGAAGGGAAAGGUGAAUGGAAAGUUGCAGACUGUCCUUCAAAAAUUUGGUUUCUUUGACAUUAGAAAAGAAAAGAUUGAUGUGAACAUUGACGAUCUUCAAGAUGACAUCUUAUGGGAGUUGAAGAGAGUACUGAAAGAUUCUUCAGAUGCAAGUUCUGCGAAAGAGAGCAAAGAUAAAAUUUUGUUGACUCAGACGAAAAUUCAGCACCGUGAAAGUAAAGUCAUUCAGGACCGUGAAACUAAAACUAUUCAGGACUGUCAAAGUAAAACUAUGUCAACCCACUCAUGCAGGGUGAAUGCGGAUUCUGUUUGCCAAUUAACUGAAGGUUCUGGAAGUGGUGAGGAUGAAGAAUAUACAUGGCCCAGCUCUGGUCUUUCAACAACAAUAACUUCAGCUAUUUCGGGUGAAUGCUGGACUCCUCUUAUUGAUGAUGAGCAAGCUCUGAAGAAAGCUUUACGCAUUGCAAAGCUCAAAAGCCGCUUUGCAGAAACUAUUUCUAAAGCAAAUGGUGAUAAAACAGAUGCUGAGCAAGAAAGAGAGAGAGUGAAAAGACUGCAACGUGAAGAGGAGCUAUUUAAGGCACGAAUAAGAGAGGAGCAGUUAAAGAAAGAGGCUGAAUUGAAGAGGCAGAGGGACAAAGAAAGAGAAGCUGCUCGGCUUGCAUUGCAAUUGAUGGAAAAGGCUGUUCAGCUGGAGGAUAAUCUGAUGACUUUGAAGGAGCUUGAGAUGCUCACUCAGUGUUCUCCCACCUUUAUUCUCCAUGGGUGUUGUCCUGUGAUGGUUCUAAGACGUUUAGAAACUGGUGAAAUCUUGAACCCCUUGGAACAGUUAGGCUUGCACAUAAAGGAUGAUUUCUUGGAGGAGGAUGACGAUGAGGAAACAUUCUUGAGUUGGGAAGGCGAAGAAGGGGAGAUCCUCGGAUGACACUCCCAUUGACUAUUCUUACCUGCAUUGUAUCCAGAGUUCAAAUCUAUACAUGUAUAUAAUAUUUGAGGAGUUUUCUCA